Oldenlandia corymbosa var. corymbosa is the source of this 2655-nucleotide messenger RNA. NCBI's taxonomy places the organism in Eukaryota, Viridiplantae, Streptophyta, Magnoliopsida, Gentianales, Rubiaceae. The record is from the annotation of a GenBank genome assembly.
CUGUUUUAAUGGCCAUUUCUUUACUCGAUAAACAGUCAGUAUCAGCUCCCAAAGUUUCAAUCUUGGGGGAUUUGUUCAAUUCCCAUUUUCUGAUGAACAGUCAUAAUCAGCUCCCAAGUUUCAAUCUUCUGGAGUCAAUCUCAUAAAGUGCACAUUUUCUUUUCUUUAUUUUUUAUUUUUUUCCUAUUAAUGCUUCACUUUGCAACAAUGGCAAACAGCACCUACCACUGAUAACUCCUUCCCGUUCUCGUUACAAGUCCCAAGUUAAGUAGUGGGAUUCUUUCUUUCAAAAUCUCCCACCAGCAUUUUUGUUCUGAAAAGUAUUCAGAAAGUGAUUUCAUAGUGAAUUGCUUUUUAAGAUUCUGGGUUGAUAUCCAAAAAAUCAUUUCCAACCAAUUAUCUGGGUUCCUUUCGUUUCAAAUGAUUUGAAAAGCCUCAAAAUAUGUUUUUCAUUUUUCUUUUUUCCUUUCUCACGAGCUUUGGGAGAGAGAUCUAGUACUUAAAGGGGAAUCCUUUGUUCUUCAUUGACGGUACUCUGAUUGUUGGACGAAAAUGGUAUCUGGCCUCAACUUUGAAUUCUCAAAGAGGACUCACAUUUUCCACCUUAGGGUGUGGGUUUUGGUGGCCAUCUUCAUCGGAAUUUUCUGCGGAACUAUUUUGUUGUUGUUGCCAUUUUGUCUUUCUCGUAAAAAGUCAAAGAAGAAAGGUAGCCUGCAAGCCGCUCUUCCCGUUACCCAAAUUCCUGCUGUAUCCAAGGAAAUCAAAAUUGACCAGCAACAACCCAUCGUGAAGCAUUAUGUAUCAUCGUCCAAUGACAUGGAUUUACUUGCACUAGCUCUUCAGGAGAAGUUCAAUGAAAAAGAUUCGGUUAGGUUGUUGAGCAGCGAGAAGGCCGGAAAUGAUGCUGAUAAUAGCAGUCAAUCUGAUUAUUUUAAUACUUUGGAGAAGGAUGGGAAUGUCGAAUAUGAAUCAGGGGAGAAAAGGGGAGUGAUGUACCAUUCACAUCCUGUACAUGUUGCUUCUCCACUAUCAGGUCUACCCGAGUUUUCUCAUCUUGGUUGGGGCCAUUGGUUCACUCUAAGAGAUCUUGAGAUUGCGACAAACAAAUUUUCGAAACAAAAUAUUAUAGGUGAAGGUGGAUACGGAGUGGUUUAUCGUGGUCAAUUAAUCAAUGGGACGCCCGUGGCUGUCAAGAAAAUACUUAACAACAUUGGCGAAGCAGAGAAGGAAUUCAGGGUAGAAGUUGAGGCUAUCAGCCACGCUCGCCACAAAAAUUUGGUACGACUUCUCGGUUACUGCAUUGAAGGAACGCAGAGGUUAUUGAUAUACGAACACAUAAACAAUGGAAAUCUUGAGCAAUGGCUUCAUGGAGCCAUGAGCCAUUACGGGUAUCUCACUUGGGAAGCUCGAAUGAAAGUUUUAAUCGGCACUGCUAAGGCGCUUGCGUAUUUGCACGAGGCGCUGGAGCCUAAAGUGGUGCAUCGGGAUAUUAAAUCGAGCAAUAUACUGAUUGACGAUGACUUCAAUGCUAAACUCUCUGAUUUUGGACUUGUCAAGUUAUUGGGUGCAGGAAAAAGUCAUAUCACAACCAGAGUCAUGGGUACUUUUGGAUAUGUGGCGCCUGAAUAUGCAAACAGUGGUCUUUUGAACGAGAAAAGUGAUGUUUAUAGCUUUGGAGUGGUUUUGUUGGAAGCCAUUAGUGGACGAGAUCCUGUUGAUUAUGGCCGCCCUGCUCCUGAAGUAAAUUUAGUUGACUGGCUCAAAAUGAUGGUUGGCAGCAAACGCUUCGAAGAAGUUGUUGACCCAAAGAUUGAAACCAGGCCAUCUACGACAGCCCUAAAACGAGCCCUUCUAACAGCUUUGAGAUGUGUGGAUCCAGACGCUGAAAAAAGACCGGUCAUGAGUCAAAUAGUUCGCAUGCUUGAAUCAGAAGAUUAUCCGAUACUACGCGAGGUUUGCUUUAUGCCCUAAUAUCUUUUAGGGUCUUUCCAAGUUUCCUGUAGCUCGCAGCAGUAGCUGGGUCUACUUUAAGUUAGUUAGAAUGUGAUACGUCUGUUCAAAUAAUCAGGGUCGCAGGAAACGAAUGGAACAAGCCGAUGCACUGGAAGCUGGAUCCGAGAAAAGGAAGGAGAAAAAACAAACAUUAUGAAGGAAAAACUGACAUCGGAGCCACAGAGAUGAGGCAACCAGCAGUAAAAACACAGUAUGAGUAGUAAUUCUGGUUCAUGCCAAAGCAAAUCAUGCAGGCGAACAAAAGAUAGAUAAAUUAGGAUGAUUUGUGUAUAACUUCUUACGUUCAAAUGUCAAAACCAUCUACUACUGUAGGUGAAUAUUGAUUGGGCAGUAACCAUAUGGACGCGCACACAAAAGUGAAAGAAAAGUCUGUACAGGCCUUUGUCCAUUAUGUAUAUAUGCUUUCCCGUCGUACAUUAUAUGUAGUUAUUAAUCACUGAAAUUUUUCAGUUAAUUGAGAUCUAUCUAGAUCCUGGUCAGACAUAUUGAGCCUUUGUUUGAAAAAUUUUAGGAUGAAGAAGUUGUUUGGUGAGACUAAUUAUGUAUGGAGAUGUAUAUGACAUUUUGGGUGUAGGAAUAACGUUGACUGUAUUUGUACUGUUGUAAUUUUACCGGAUGGAAAAGAUUGAAAAAAACUUUGAC